Arctia plantaginis is the source of this 714-nucleotide messenger RNA. The record is from the annotation of a GenBank genome assembly. NCBI's taxonomy places the organism in Eukaryota, Metazoa, Arthropoda, Insecta, Lepidoptera, Erebidae.
AUGGAAGAAGUUGAUUCUAUUUGUACGGAAAAAAAUAAUAAUUUGAAGGAAGAGCGUCGCCGCAGUCGGCCUGAUGAUGGCAAGGAUGAAAUAAAGAAAUUUAAAGAGAGUCUACUGCAGUCUCUUACACCUGGAGAUUCUAUAAUAACGGAAAGUGGGAACGAUUCGAUAACGGUGCCACAACCAUCGAGAUCUCGCUCUGCGUCGAGAGCUAGAGAAGCUCUUUGUAUACCAGCUAACGUUUUGGCAGAACUGGAUGAUAAUAAAAUAUUUGAAUUAAAAGAGGCGUUUCUACUUUUCGACAUGGAUGGCGAUGGAUGUAUCAACUUCAGUGACCUUCGGGCUACAUUAGUUAGUUUGGGUGAUAAUAUCGACGAAAAUGCUAUACGGAAUAUGUUGGCAGAGGCUCCAAGCCCUUUGGAUUUUGAUGGUUUCGUCAAUUUGUUGGGGUAUAAGACUCUUGAGUUGGAUUCAGAAGAAACAUUGUUAGCAGCAUUGUCACGCUGGGAGGAUAGUAACAAGAAAGGACUUAUAGCGGAAGAAAGAAUUCGUCACGACCUGAUGACCUACGGUGACAAAUUUACGGCGAAAGAAGCAGACUAUGCCUUAGAUGAGGCGCCGAUGAUUGUUCAAGACGACGGUUCUACCAUGAUCGACUACGUUAAGUUCUGUAGGAAGCUAGCUGGUUUGAAAAAGCCGAGCAAACCAAAUUAA